AUGCAGCUCAAGAAACUCUACCGGGCCAUUACUGCGCUCGAGCAGAAAUUUCUCGGUGAGCAGCGCGAUAAGGACGCAGAUGACGAGGGCGAUCGGAAUCCGCAAACGGUCGGUAUCCUUGUCAAGGGACGCCCUGGCCCGGCGGGGGGUUUGGCAGGGGGUGUAGAGGUGAGAGGAGGCGAAGACGAAACGGAGAAGUGGAAACGUCUCUUGGUCGAUCAUAAGGAGCUCGCGGAGAAAGUGCAAAACCUUCUUACGCUCACGCUAGCACCCACUGUCCCGGCGUCGUUGCGCAACAUCCCUACCAAGUACAACCUCAUCGCACGGCUAUGGGCGCACGCCUUCCAUCGCCUUCUCGAGUCCUUCCGGCAAGCCGCCUCGCCACCAAAUAACUCCCUCGCUGCUCUGGAAUAUCUGCAGGACUUCAUAUACUACGCAUACACUUUCUAUUGUGCUCUUCUCGAGGAGCACAAUCUGUCCGACUUCCGAAGUGGAUGGGUCGAGGCCCUCGGCGACCUCUCGCGCUACCAGAUGGCGUACUGCGCGCUCGUCGAGAAGCAGCAGACCGCCGCCUCAGCCACACUCUCCUCCGCUCCUGGGCCCUCGCCGAUGGCUCUCCUCACCAACCCUACGGGCGCCGACUCCCAGAUCAACACGCCACGCCCGUCGUCGCCAGACGGCGGAGGGAACUCCGAUCGUGCAGAGUUACGCGCACCGGCGGCGCCCGAGGCGCAUGCGCGCAUCGACGACUCGCCGCCUCCGUCGCCCGGACCUGCGGCGAGGCAGCUCCUCGAUGUCCCCAGCGUCGGACUUGCCGCCGGGCGUGCGAUGGAGCUCGUGCCGGAAAAGGAGCACUGGAGGCAGGUCGCGCGUGACUGGUAUGCGAAGGGCCUGGCGGGGACGCCUGGUGCUGGGAAGCUUCACCACCACAUCGGGCUGCUCUGCAGGGAGAGGGACGGGAGCAGCGAAGAAUUGCGAGGAAUGUAUCAUUUCGUCAAGAGCAUGAUCACUGUGCACCCGUACAGCACCUCCCGCGAGGCGAUCCUCCAGGUCUGGUCACCAGCCGCCCAGACGCGCCGUCAAGGACCCGACGCCGAUGUCGCCGACCUGUACACCCUCCUCCACGGGAUGCUCUUCACCCACAUCCAGAUGGACGACUUCCGUGGUGUACAAGACCGCUUCGACGAGAAGCUAAAUAUCGAAGGCGGUGCAGUUGUCGAAGAGCGCGACUGGAUUAUGAUGGCCGUCGUCAACCUUGGCGCCGUCCUCGAGAGCUCCGAUUGUGUGCAGCUGCGCGCACCCGAGGCGCACGCGCGCCUCGACGACUCGCCGGCGACUCGAUCAUGA
Fomitopsis serialis is the source of this 1347-nucleotide messenger RNA. RefSeq lists its product as uncharacterized. Lineage: Eukaryota; Fungi; Basidiomycota; Agaricomycetes; Polyporales; Fomitopsidaceae. Bases 1 to 1347 code for a protein of 448 amino acids. Gene Ontology annotation, cellular component: telomerase holoenzyme complex. The record is from RefSeq and is a predicted model, not a curated record. Gene Ontology annotation, biological process: nuclear-transcribed mRNA catabolic process, nonsense-mediated decay. Gene Ontology annotation, molecular function: telomerase RNA binding; telomeric repeat DNA binding; protein binding. The transcript is spliced from 5 exons.